This is a messenger RNA of Cuscuta campestris, 1351 nucleotides long. Lineage: Eukaryota; Viridiplantae; Streptophyta; Magnoliopsida; Solanales; Convolvulaceae. The record is from the annotation of a GenBank genome assembly.
AGCUAAAAUUUACGCCUUCCUUCCCCUGCCCUUCUCUUUUCUUCUCUUCCGUGUUUUUUUCCUAUCUUCCACUGCGCUCUCCCUGGCCUCCUCCCAUCCACGGUUCUUCUUCUUCUUCUUUUUCUUCUUCUUCUUCGGAUCUCAAAUCAUCAUCUGCCAUGGCCGAUCUUCAUCUCCGGAGCUUGAAUUGAGGUAUCGGAAAGGCCUGGGUCGAAACGGAUUAUAGCGGCAGCCAUCUCGCCCGUCCACCGUCGUUUCGCGACUUCUCCGAACGCCUGGUUCCGCCAGUCCGCCGUCUUUCAAUCACUUUGCACUCUGUAGCUCCCAUUCCUUCAGGGCCUCAGCUGUUGUAGGUUGGAAUGCUAGGUGGUUCUCGUGUCCAACUCAAGGGCUGGCAGCGGGCUGCUGUUGCACUUGGUUCAGCAGUGGGGGCAUUGUUGGACCCAAGAAGAGCCGACCUUAUUGCAGCUUUAGGGGAAACCACCGGGAAACCUGCUUUUGAAAGGGUUUUGCAAAGGAUGAAGAAUAGUCCUGAAGGCAGGGCAAUCUUAUCGGAGCGUCCCCGAGUAAUCUCUUCUCAAGUGGGCCAUGCAUGGGAACUGCCAGACAACACAUUUGGCGCUGCGUACGCCAAGUUCAUGGGAUCAAGAAACUUCUCCCCUGACGACCGGCCGCCCGUCCGGUUCAUGGAAACCGACGAACUGGCUUACGUGGCGAUGCGGGCCCGCGAGGUCCACGACUUCUGGCACACCCUCUUCGGCCUCCCCACCAACAUGGUCGGGGAAACGGCGCUCAAGGUGAUAGAGUUUGAGCAGAUGAUGCUCCCCAUGUGCAUGAUGUCUGUGGUGGGCGGCACCGCCAGGUUCAGCGAGAGACAGAGGAGGUUGUUCUACCAGCAUUACUUCCCUUGGGCUCUCCGGGCUGGUCUGAGAUGCACCGACUUGAUGUGCGUGUAUUAUGAGCGACACUUUGGCGAAGAUCUGGAGGACGUUCGACGAAGAUUUGGGAUCAUUCCGGCUCCACAUCCUACGUCCUAAACCAACUUGUGUGUCAACUUCUUUGAAAGAGAUGCAGUUUCUCCAUUUCUGUUCCCAAUUCACAGCCAUUUUUCUUCAAUAAUUAUGGGGGGUUUCCUUUUGAAAAAAAAAACUAAAGUACGAGUAGAAAAUAGAAAAUAUACCAAAAUAGAAUAUUUAUGUUUUUAUUCCCAAAAUAAGAGCUAAAAUGUGUAUAUACUGUCAAUCAUGAUCAUAUAUACAUUAUCAAAAAGUAUUAUGAAAUAUCUAUAUACAGUGUUAUAUUAUUACUGUGCAAACUCUUAUUGUGAAAAUAAGAAAUAUAAAGAUAUUAU